AUGUAUGUGCACGAGCACGACAACAACAGGAUGGUGGGUCAGUGCAGUACUAGAUGCCCUGAUGAGCAUAUCACGCAUUCGGUAGCCAGGCAGGACUGCAACGGUACAGGAUGUUGCACCACCAACGUUUUCGCCGAGUUUGCUACCGGCCUCGACUUCAAGUUUGUCCGCCACAAGAUUGGAAAGUUGAAGUUAAAAGCGCACAGUAACCCAAGCUCCAUAUGGGAUACAAUUGAUGUAACCUCUGAUCGUGCUUCUAUUUACUGGGAUAUCGCCGUUGAUGGACCUGUCACAGAUUAUGCAUGUCCCAGCAACCAUAGCAGCGGACAAUUCGUUGCAUCUCGGGUCAUUUAUUAUUGUGGGUACGACAGUGAUUACAGAGGCAGUCGACACAUAACCGAUGGCUGCUCGGGUGACAAAGGGUAUGAACCGAUGCAACGGAAGACCAACUGCUCUAUAUGGUGUGGGGAAAUCAAUGUCCCUUUUCCAUUUAGCCUAGAGGACGGUUGUUCUGCAAGGAUGUCAUUUCAGUUCACCUGUUCAAAUUCAUCAAUGUCCGACCUCCGGUUUCUUGACGAGUUAGACGAUGCAUACAACAUGGCUUAUGUAAAGCAUGUAAGUAUUACGGAGGGGCUAGUGAAUGUUAAAUACAGCUUAUCUGACCGAUACGACCUCUCGCUGCAAGCACCUCAAGAUCUGGGCUUCUAUGUUGACUCCGGGGGUGUAUUACCACAGCAGUUGGCCGUAGCCAAUUUGACAUGCCACGAGGCACAGGAGAAUAGGACCAGUUAUGCAUGUGUCAGCUUGAAUAGCACACGCUUGGGUCUCAACUCUGAACGAGAAUAUGUCGGUUACCGUUGCAAAUGUGUGCCCGGCUUUGACGGGAAUCCAUAUAUCCCGGAUGGGUGCAAAGAUGUUGACGAGUGCAUGACAUCAGGCACAUGUUAUGGGAUUUGUCAUAACACCGAAGGAGGUUACUAUUGCACUGAAUGUCCUAGUAAUACAGUGUAUGAUACUACAUUAAAGAUGUGCACAUCGACAAAAAAACUGGUAGUGGGUAUCGCCAUUGGAAUUAGUGUUGGUUUUGGAAUUCUACUUCUCAUAUCAAUUGUAAUAUUAUUCAUCCGUACAUGGGAAAAAGACACCAAGAAGAAACUACGAAGAAAGCAUUUUCGGCAGAACCAAGGUCUACUUCUCGAACAAUUGAUAUCAUCAGAUGAAAAUGCAAGUGACAACACUAAGAUUUUCUCACUAUCAGAGUUAGAGAAGGCAACAAAUAACUUUGAUCCAACACGUAUUGUUGGCCGUGGAGGGCAUGGCAUGGUUUAUAAAGGCAUCUUAUCUGACCAACGGGUAGUGGCCAUAAAGAAGUCUAAAGUCAUUGAGCAAGUUGAGAUAAGCCAAUUUAUCAAUGAGGUUGCUGUCCUCUCCCAGGUAAAUCACCGGAAUAUCGUGAAGCUCUUCGGCUGUUGUCUUGAGACCGAAGUCCCACUGCUAGUGUAUGACUUCAUCCCUAAUGGUUCAUUAUUUGGAAUCCUUCACGCCGGUACCACUAGCGGCCUUGUCUUGUCCUGGGAUGAUUGUUUGAAAAUUGCUGCAGAAGCUGCUGGAGCACUCUAUUACCUCCACUCAGCUGCUUCAGUAUCGAUAUUUCAUCGUGAUGUGAAGUCCACUAACAUACUCUUAGAUGGAAAUUACACUGCAAAAGUAUCAGAUUUUGGCGCUUCAAGGUUGGUUCCUAUUGACCAAACUCAUGUCGUUACAAAUAUACAAGGCACAUUUGGAUACUUAGACCCGGAAUAUUACCACACUGGUAUGUUGAAUGAGAAGAGUGAUGUCUAUAGUUUUGGUGUAGUACUUGUAGAGUUGCUGCUCAGAAAGAAGCCUAUUUUUACAAGUGACUCUGGGCUAACGCAAAACUUGUCCAACUACUUCCUUUGGGAGAUGAGGGAGAAACCACUUGCAGAAAUAGUCGCUACUCAAGUUCUUGAUGAAGCAACAAAUGAAGAGAUUAAUGACGUCGCCAAUCUUGCGGAGACUUGCUUGCAACUACGAGGUGAAGAGAGACCUACAAUGAAAGAAGUGGAGAUGAAACUACAGUAUGUGCGAUCUAAAAGGUUAAGAUCAUGCCAGGUUGUUGUAAAAAAUGAAGACAUGCAACCCUUGUUAAGUGGACAAAGCCACGGCACUCUUCCGAUGUUGACUACUCAAAGUGGUAUAGCAGACAGAGUUAAUAUAGCUUCUCAAAGGAACCAAAAUUGCUACAGCUUGGAGCAAGAGUUCAUGGCAUCGGCGACUCUCCCACGCUAG
Triticum turgidum subsp. durum (durum wheat) is the source of this 2310-nucleotide messenger RNA. NCBI's taxonomy places the organism in Eukaryota, Viridiplantae, Streptophyta, Magnoliopsida, Poales, Poaceae. The record is from the annotation of a GenBank genome assembly.